Fragaria vesca subsp. vesca is the source of this 924-nucleotide messenger RNA. Its product is annotated as soyasaponin III rhamnosyltransferase-like. Gene Ontology annotation, molecular function: UDP-glycosyltransferase activity. The transcript is spliced from 2 exons. NCBI's taxonomy places the organism in Eukaryota, Viridiplantae, Streptophyta, Magnoliopsida, Rosales, Rosaceae. Bases 1 to 924 code for a protein of 307 amino acids. The record is from RefSeq and is a predicted model, not a curated record.
AUGCCGGAUUGGAUAGUACUCGAUUUCGCUGCUCAUUGGGUGGUCGACAUUGCUAAAGAGUAUGUCGUUCCAUUAGUCUACUUCUCUGCUUUCUCCGCGGCUAGCAGUGUAUUCUUUGGCCCCCCUGAAAAUCUCUCUGGUGUGAACAGAAACUAUGUUCUUCCAUCACCAAAAAGCUUGACAUCUCCACCAGACUGGAUCGCCUUUCCUUCUUUGGUGGCGUUCAAGGAGUAUGAAGCAAUUUAUGUGCCUCGAGGGUUUUGGGGUGCAGAUAGUACUGGGAUAAGUGGAGCUUCUAGGCUUGCCAAGAUAAUCAGCAAGUCAAGCUUUGGCACUUCAACACACCUUGGGGGUGAGUGUAAGCUGAACAAAGAACAAUUUCAUGAGAUAGCUCAUGGGUUGGAGUUUUCGGAUUUGCCAUUUAUUUGGGGACUCAUAAAACCCAAUUCAGAUAACAGUGACCAAGUCGAUGAUUUUCUGCCUUUAGGUUUUGUUGACAGAACAUCUGAGAAAGGGCUUGUUUGCUUCGGAUGGGUGCCUCAAAUGGAAAUUUUGGGGCACCCAUCAAUUGGGGGCUCUUUGUUUCAUUCUGGAUGGGGUUCUGUGAUUGAGACUCUGCAAUUUGGGCAUUGCCUUGUUGUGUUACCAAUAAUUUUUGAUCAACCUUUGAACGCAAGGCUUUUGGUAGAGAAGGGUCUGGCUGCCGAAGUGAAGCGCAACGAAGAUGGAUCGCUUAGUAGAGAGGAAAUAGCAAAAUCAUUGAGGCUAGCAAUAGUGGAAGAAGAAGGAGAGCAGCUGAGAACCAAUGCGAGGAAAGCUGGAGCAGCUUUUGGAGAUCACAAGCUGCAAGACCACUACAUCGGUGCAUUUGUUGAAUAUCUUAAAAAUAACAUCAAAAAAGAGGUGAUCAAUCGAUCAUCCUAG